CCCCCCCCCGCGCGAGCCGGGGAAAACGUUGCGCAGGUUCUAAAGCGGGGCGGGGGGAGGGGAGGGGGCGCGGCCGCGCGCGAGGGGGCGUGUGAGGGGGAGCGGUGGGUAACGGCCGCCAGCGGGCAACGGCCGCCGCCACCGGGCCAGCCGCGACCGCCGCCGCCGCGGGAGGCAGCCCCCGCCCGCGCCCUCCGCCGUGCGACAGCCGGCUCCGCCGGUGUCCGGCGCCAGCGCCGCUGCCCCGCCCGCCGCAUGGAGCUGUCGGCCAUCGGGGAGCAGGUGUUCGCGGUGGAGAGCAUCCGCAAGAAGCGCGUGCGGAAGGGUAAAGUAGAAUACCUGGUGAAAUGGAAAGGAUGGCCCCCAAAAUACAGCACAUGGGAGCCAGAGGAUCAUAUCUUGGACCCUCGCCUGGUAGUGGCUUACGAAGAAAAGGAAGAGCGAGACCGUGCAUCAGGGUACAGGAAAAGAGGCCCCAAACCAAAGCGCCUCCUACUGCAGCGACUCUAUGGCAUGGACUUGAGGAGUGCCCACAAGGGAAAGGAGAAGCUCUGUUUCUCUCUUGCACGGAGGUUUGGAGGAGGAGACAGUAGCAUGCCAGGGGCCAAGCCAGGGCAGGCAGAGUUCUCAGAGAAGACUGGGGGAACGGUCCUGCCAUUCUCUCUCCGGAAGCAACGCAAAAACCAGAAGUACCUGCGACUGUCAAGGAAGAAGUUCCCCCGCAUGGCAAGCCUGGAAAGCCGAAACUGCAGGCAUGAGUUCUUCCUGAAUGAUGCAGUGGGCCUAGAGGCCAGGCAGGGCCCUGAGGACUGGGAGGCCAUGCAGCACACCAGCAAGGAAGCAGAUGUGGAUGGCAGUCUCCCUUGGAUUCCCACUGUGCCCCCCAGCGAAGUGACAGUGACAGACAUCACAGCAAACUCCAUUACCGUCACUUUCAGAGAAGCACAAGUGGCUGAGGGCUUCUUCCGAGACCGGAGCGUGCAGUUCUGAAUCUCCAUUUUCAGUGCUCCCCAAAACCAGUGCUUUUAGGGUGGGGCUAGGGAAGGGUUGUUUUAUCCCUUAAGAAAAAAAAAAAUAUCCAAAAUGUGUCCUCUUAAAAUGUUUACAGAUACCUUUUUUUUUUUUAAAAAAAAAACAACGAACCAACCAACCACCAACCACCCUCUCUCUUUUCUCCUUUUUCCCCUUUCAGAUACGCAAAAAAGGGCAGUGUAGGGGGUGUGUGUUUGUCAUUGCUUUGUCCAUCUGAAAAACUGACAGCCCUUUCCCUGGCAAAGACUCCCCUCCUAGAUGUGAAAGCAGCAAGCUGAACAAUUUGCCUUUUAUCCUGUUAAGUGGUGGCAGCUGCAUUUGUGGGGAGAGGGCAUGUGAAGGUGGAAAGAGAGCUGGGUCUCUAGUCCGCUGCCUUGUUUUGCAAUUGAUAUCCCUUGGAUAAAGAUACUUCUCUGUGCAUUGCUCUUCCUACCUUCCUCCUCCCUCUCUUCCUGCAGCAGUGAGAGGCAAUGGAUCCUACCUGUGUAGAUAACUCCAGUCUUAACAGACUUCCUCUCCAGUGCUGUUUCCCCUGUGGCCUGCUGUCAGGACUUCAGAUCCAUGUUUGCCUGUCUGUGGUAAGUCAGUCUUUGCAGCGUGGGUCCAUAUAGACAGCAGAGGUUUCUCCGUUUGAUAGUUGAUCAUGUGGAAAGACUGAAAUGCGUCUCUGAAAUCUAGAUUGGCAACAUAAAUUCAAUUUGCACUCACUAAAAGCUCAGAAACCCAGUGCAGACAUACUGUUCUGUAUAUGCUGAAGAGGAUUUCCGGGCUUGGCUCUGCUGUGUGAGGAAUGCAUUAUGGGGAGUGGGGUAUUUUUACCCUUUGCCAAAUUCAGUAUUAAUAACAAAUGCUACCCUGAAUCUGUGGUAAUAAGUUGGUUGAAAACCGGCUCCUCUCCCCUGGGAGGAGGGGCCAGUAGGACAACUAAAGCAUUGCCUGGCACUGCAAAGAUAUCCAAGAUACUGGCACAGGCCCAGGACACAGGAAUUGGAGAGAGCUGAGCUAGAAACGGACCUUGAUUAGCAGCAAAUUCUGUUCUUGGAUCCCAUUGAGAGAUCCAAGGUAAACAACAUGGGGGGAAGGCGUGUAUUAGAUUUGAGGAAGGGGUUAAAAAAAAAAAGUCUUAAUUCUUAGCAAUGAGAAUUCUUGGAUUGUACUGCCUGAGUAAUAUUCUUCUGUGACUCUGGUCUCCUCACAGUAUCUGUGAUCCUGUACUACUUUACUGAUAGGAACUUCCCCUUGGAAGGCUUAAAAAAAUCUUUGCCAAGGAAAGCGGUCUGCGUUUCAAUAGACCCUGCCUGAUCUUGCACUUAAAAAUGCCUUGUGCUGGACUGCCUGUGACACUUUAAGGUUUUUGAAAAAUUGAUGUAUUUUGAGUUAGUAGUUUAGCAUAGCAUCUGUUCUUGCACAUGCAUGUUCUCUUCCAUUUUUUUAAAAGCAAAUUUUAUUUAACUUAAAAUUUAAAAUACAGACCUUUUCCUACGGAAAGCAAGAAAAGUAAGUUAGAGUCUAAAGUGGGAACUGCGGGACAGAGUGCUGCAGGGUAACAUUGGCUACUGUCAUGAUUACUGUUCUUAAAUCCUUUGUUUCCUCUGCCCACCCCACCUGAAGCAUCUCUUACCUGCUGUAUUUAUUCUACAAGCCUUCUGAGCUCUAAAGUAAAGACCCUGUGGAAAUCCUCAAUGUGUUCCUUUGAAGGGCUUGGCUGCUAGCCUGCAGAAUUUGGGAGCUCUGGGACUUCUGGUCCUCCAAACAUCUACCUUUUGCGAAAUGCUUGGACUGCCCCUGUGGUUUUUAUUAAAAGAAGGUUUUACCUCAAGAUAGGAUGUGGCGGCUCAGUAUAGACUUAGGAUUUCCCCUUCCAUCUCAGAGCUGUUUGAGUAGGCCUAUCUUCCACUGUGUCACAGCAGUGUAAGGACCACUGGGAAGAUCUUGAAUUACUGGACUAACCUUUUGUCUCUCAAGGUAAGUGACAUGGGAGUUUCAUUAUGGGGAAAUCUGAGAGGGUGAGAAGUGGAAGCUGGGGGAUGGAGAAGUUAUGUGGUGGGAGGAAGAGUGAGUGGGAAAGCAAUAGCUAGCAAGGGCAAAUUGAUGAGGUAAGCAUACAGGCUCAGGAUGUUUGUUAAACGUGGGUGUCCAGAGCGAGGCUUCUGUGUCUGGAGCUGCACCCUCUUUUGCAGGAUGUGGGGUCAGACAGUAUUGUCAUCGUCACCCCACACACACCCCCACACACUUACUCUCCCCAACACUUGCCAAAUGUGCUGAUUACCUGCAUCUCUUUCUUGUUGUGACCAGCAGACACACCACAUGGCUGAGUCCACUCUUGAAGGUUGUAGAGGGUCAAGUAGUUAUAGCUGCAGAAGCAUAAUAUUUUAGCUUAUUUUAUAAAAUAAGUCUUGAACUCCAGCUCUUCCUGCUAAAUCUUCGUGGCGUUUAUGGGAUCUGGUUUCUUUAUUCUAAUGCAGCUACUGCUGCUUUUGUCCUGUCUUCCAUCUCAGUGUACAAAUACACCAGAAAAGCUUCCUAAGGUUCCUGGCUUUGGCUGACAUUGGAAGCAAUACCAAUCCUGCGGCAGGAAAGAUCUUGUCCUAAUAAACUGGAUUUCCAUCCUCUGCUUUUCUCUCCACUCAUCAGCUGAGACUUCUCAAUGUUUUGUUUUGGCAUUUCUCUUUAAACAUCUUUGCUUCCUCCUGCAGUGGAGUUUUCAAAGACCUGUGGUGGUCUUUCAAAGAGGGUCCACCCACAGCUUCAUAUCUUAAUCACUUCUUGGAUCAGGCUUGCUUGUGUUCUGCUGGUGACUAAUCUCACUACACAAAGUGUUGAACAAAGUACUUUGCUAUCAUGCUGCUUUGUGUACAGGUCAGAGGAGUUAACCCUUAUCAGGUUAAGAUGCAACAAGUUGCAUGUGUGUGGGUUUGGUUUGUGUGUGUGAGGAGGAGUUUGUGCUAGGAAACUAAGCAGUUACUGUGUUGGGGUGGACUUUUUUUUUAUUUUACAUUCAUGAAUUCUUUCUUGUCUUAAAGAUCUGUUUGAGAAGAUUUUUCUCUUGAUAUUUUAAAAAUCUGGCUCUGUUCCAUAUUGUCUGGUGACAUAUUGUUGUAAACUUCCUUGGUAGAGCUGGUCUUGAGGGACUUUAAAAUUAGUGUUAUUCCACUUCUGCAGGUGUAGACGUGUAGGGGUUUUUCAUUUGUGAUGGAAUGAGAGGUUGUCUGGGUUGUCUUGUCUCUUCUCCCCAGUGCUGUUCAUCUGCCAGUUCAGCCCAAAAUUUGAAAACUGAAUUGGGACCUCUUGGGCUAACAUACCAUGAAAAUCAGAUGCUGUACUCAGAGCUUCGUUAAGCAUUCCGUUUGAUUAGAAGAGCCAGAAUAGCAUCCAGCUGAAGCUGAGUUUAAUAAUUCUAUUUGAAGCACAAGCUGAGAAUAGAAAUGGGCUAACUCUCCCAUACCUCGUUUGGCUCCAUGGCUGUAAACAAGAAAAACUUCAGCCAGUGGAAAUUACUGAACUGUAUGCAAGAAACAAACUUCUCGAAGAAGAACAGUUCUUUCUUACGGUCAUUCUUAGAACUCUUCCCAUGUGAGAAUUUACCAGCCACAAUCGGGGGAUGGAGGUUUGGAAUUUUUUAUUUCAUAGAUCUUCUAACAGUGAACUCGCUGUAUAUAUGACAGAACUGAGGGGUUUCAUGAGACUGGAAAACCUUUAUUGUUAACACUGUGUUUGAAACAAACAAAAAACCACCCCAGACCUGUGGAAAGGACUGUCUCUGUUCCUGGAUAGUUAUAAAUGAAAUGUUAUUGCUCUGAUACAUGUGAUGCCUUGGAACAGCAAGUUUUAACACAUAAAAUAGUGGCAUUAAGUAGCCUUGUAGCUCCUGCAUGCUCCUUAGUGUCUUGCAUUUGCUUGGGCACCCUUCUGCUUGUGAAGUCAGACCAAGGUGGGGUUUUUUUUGUGGAUUAUUUUUUUUUCUUUUUUAAGCAAGAACAGGAUAUUAUUGUGAGAAAACUCAAAAGCAGUUCCAUUUGCCAAAAUAAGCCCAAAUUUGUUAGUGAAUCGACCCUUGCUUAUGUUAGAGCCUCAGAGAGAAAGAAGCUUAUUGAGAAAUGAAUGGCUUUUUUUGUUGUUGUUAGUGUUGUGAAACUGUCCAGAAUUGUUCUUCUGUUGUUUUGUGACUGAAUGUAUAAAAUUGUUUGUUCACCUCACAGGGGGGCCCUUGGCCCCAGUACUGUUUCCUGCUGUACACCAGCUAGCGCUGUUUAAUUUUACUGGAACAGAGAAGGGAGGCCUCACACAGGUCAAAAAAAUAGGCAGGGUAGCUCGUGCAAGACCCUCGGUGGUACCCACAACAGAGGCUGGGGUGUGGAAGACAGCAGCGAGGGCUGUCAGCCAGCCACAUCUAUCUGAGCAAAGCUAAAUCUGCCACCACCUCUCCACGCCUUCCUCUCCUCUCAAGCUUUAAGCUUGUCCUUUGUGAAGUAGGGAAAGUGUAAAAAUCUCAUUUUCUAAAGCUAGUUGGUAUCUACCCAUCUUCUGUUCCUCCCUUGCUUACCUGUGGCCUAGGAAGAAGGCAGUGGGCCUUUCUAGGAAGAUAGUAGGGGCAGCUGCUUGUCCGGGAAGGGAGGGAAGGAGCUGCCUCAGAGUCGCUCUUGCUAGGCAGUUGAGGACAGGCCUUUGGGUGAGCUGGCAGCUGAGAGAGAAGGUAUGUUAGAAGUGCAAAGAACUUGUAGUGAAGCUGAUCCCUUGCAUCAGUGGGUGGAUGCCCCCUGGAGUUCUGAGUGGGCCCUAUGGAGAGGAGAUGGUCAGUGCUUCAUUUAUGUAUGUUUUACCAUUUGGGAAAGCAAGGGAGAUGUCUAUGUUAACAGCUUGCAUAGGGUAACUUCUACGUGGGAAUGUAUAGCAUUACCACAUACAGGUAAAGGGAGCAUGUUGCUUUUGCUGUGCUUGUUGUAAAAUUAUUUUCCCCAAGGGCAUCGUAAACUUGUUUUGAGACAAUAGCUUAUGAUCGAGAGACCAUGUUGUCCUAUGCCAGCUCAACUUAUCAUCCUCACAGAGAAACCAUGAACCUUCUGGGUGUCAAAUCACCUCAAUACCCCCAGAGCAGCUGGUGAAGAUGGGAGGGCCCACCAGACAUCCCCAGGACACUUGGAAGGAGAGAGAAGCAGUCACUUAAAAUUGAAUUCAGGCCUUUCAAAUCCUUUCCUGUAACAAGCAACUUCCCAGAGCGAUGACCCCUUUUUCUUUUCCACCUCUUUUUCCCUUGCACCCUUAAUUUCUCAGAGUAUGGUGGCUCAGCAGGGAGCAGGUGGCAGAUGAUCCCUAGUUAACUGGGAGUAGUAGCAGAGCUCAGUGGGAGAGCUUAAUGGCCAACAGGGUGGAGAUGGAUUGCUAUCGAGUCGGGACGGGAUGGAAGCUUUGCUGCUGUGAUUGUUUCCAUCUGUCAUGGGCUGCUCUGCAAAAAUGCUAGGGAAAAGGGAGAGCUCAUAAGGCUGUUUGGAACCUCCAUCGCAGCUUAUCUUGUUACUGGGGUACCAGAGUUUUGUCUGGGAGGGGGAUUUUGGAGGAGGGGGUGGAAAGCCUUUUUAAGUAUUAUUAUUUUUUAACCAGAAAAUGUAGUGUCAGCACAAAGAAGCUUUUUGCAAAUCUGUUUAAAUGUUAAGUAGCUUUUUUUGCUUUUAAAUCUGAAGUAUAUUUUGAAGCACUUUGGAAAUGCAAAGCACUAGGAGUGCUACAUACUCCUUACCGUCUGUCUAAAAGUGGCAUUUGAAAAGCAAAAGAUGUAUGUUUCAGGCCACUGGCUGCUCCUUAUCAUUUUUCCAGAGCUGCCACCCAACCCUUUGCCUCCCUCCCAUGGCAGAAAGGGGAGUGCGGUCCAGGGUGCCAACUAACACGAGGGCUCCCUGGACGGGGAGAGGAGACACACAAAGUCUUGCUCGUCUUCAGGGUGCAGGCUGGCUUCCUCCCUCCCCCACCUUUGUCGAAAGAAAGGGGAAAAUGAAGCUGAGUUUCGGUUUGAGCGGUCCUAGUCUGGAACUUUGCUUCUUCUGACUCUGGAGACAUCUUAUAGCGUUUUCUGUCUGAAAAAUUGCACCUUAUUAGCUUAGUUGAGGAACAGGAAGGUAUCUGUCCUUCUGCAGGGAGUGGGGAGAGGAAGGGAGGGUGAACCAGGAGCUGUCUUCAGUAGCUACUGGAUUUUUCCAGACGCCAUUUCCUCACCUCAUCACCAACAGAACGGCAACAAAAGACCUAAAAUCUCUUAGAUUAAGCUUUUGUUCUGUGCGUCUCAAGAACCUUUUGAGCAGGCUAAGAUGAGAGAAUCUUUUUCUCCCCCCUCACUUAGCCAGCUCUACAGCUGAGGGAACCCCAGGCCUCUGGCUGGGUUUUCAGCACCAACUCUUUCCCUCAUCGUACACACAUUGUUCGGGCUGUUUUGCACACUGAUUCACCUAAUGUGGUGUUCUUCCUUUCUGGUGGGGGGAGGUGGGAGAUGGGGUCAGUUAGUGGGGAGGGCCCCGGAUUAUUUCUGUUCUUGUCUCUUCAGUUGUUGCUGUUGCUCCUGUCAGCUCGCUAGAGUAUCUGAGUCUUUGCACACAGAAAGCUUCCUUUUGCACAGAAUGAGCUUCUAGCUUUUGUACAGACUAAUUGAAUGUAUUUGGGGAGGGGGGGAAAUAGGGAGUAAACCAAUUCCAAACAAACCAAUUGGAGUUUAAUGCCUUUUCUGAGCGAGUACGUGCUGUAAAAGGAGAUUGUAAUAGCAAAGGGAGGGCAGGCUCGAGUAUAAUUUGACACAAAGUGUGGUUUUAUUUUUGUACUGAUAUGGAUAAGAGACUGUACAGCAUCUAUUUAUUUAGAUGAUUUAUGUGGUAAAUGUUGCAAACAAAAUUAUUAAAAUAUUAAAUAUGAGAACUGACAUUUA
This is a messenger RNA of Falco peregrinus (peregrine falcon), 7939 nucleotides long. It is a transcript of the gene CBX7, whose product is annotated as chromobox 7. Gene Ontology annotation, cellular component: PRC1 complex. The coding region runs from base 256 to 990 and encodes 244 amino acids. The record is from RefSeq and is a predicted model, not a curated record. The transcript is spliced from 6 exons. Lineage: Eukaryota; Metazoa; Chordata; Aves; Falconiformes; Falconidae. Gene Ontology annotation, biological process: negative regulation of transcription by RNA polymerase II.